Molecule: messenger RNA, 2130 nt
Organism: Akanthomyces muscarius
Lineage: Eukaryota; Fungi; Ascomycota; Sordariomycetes; Hypocreales; Cordycipitaceae
Exons: 11
Coding region: 1-2130 (709 amino acids)
Biological process (GO): positive regulation of transcription by RNA polymerase II
Cellular component (GO): nucleus
Molecular function (GO): DNA-binding transcription factor activity, RNA polymerase II-specific; zinc ion binding; transcription cis-regulatory region binding
Source: RefSeq, a predicted model, not a curated record
AUGCCUCGCGCAAAAAAUCAAGGGUCCUCAGAGCCCAAGCGACGCAGUCGCACUGGCUGCUGGCCAUGCAAAUCCCGCAAGGUGAAGUGCGGCGAGGAACGUCCGUUCUGUCAAAACUGCUUGAAAACUGGUGACACCUGUGACUAUAAGAUCAGGCUGAACUGGGAAGGCCGAAGGAUCAAGCGCCGAAGCGGUGCUGACGAAGUCGACGGGGAAUUUCUUUCGCCAACUCUGUUCAGCAACGAGUUUAUACAAACACAGGCCCCAUACACUACGACUGUUGUGGUAAAGAAAAAGGCCAAGUCUAUGGACGACGCCUUUUCUCUGGAUCGGACACCCGCGGACAUCCGAUUUGCCGCCGGUGUUGAAACCAUCGACACAACCACCACGACACAGUAUAGCGGCACCGCGCAAAGCCCAUCAUCGAUAUUUUCGAUCAACGAAGAAGCCAUCACCUCUUUAUCUGAACAAAGCGAUACUCUGAUGGAGCCAUAUUACCUGGAACAGGCCCCAUCUCCCGGAGAUAUGCAGUGGUCUAGCACAUGGAACAACGCGGGAGUUAUGAUGGGCUGCAUGACUUCCACUUCGCCACAACUGUCAAGAGUGGCAUCUUGUACUAGCGAUGAGAUGGCGCUUAAAUCGAUCUGGGUAGAUCCUGCAGCUGUUGAGACGUCUGAUCGUAGGCCCAGCGUUGAUGACACAGGAACUGACGCUGUAGAAUGCCCAACCCGCCUCUCGUACAUGGCCCAAGUCGGCUACAGUAGUGCACCCACUUGUAGCAUGAUGUGUCUCGUGAGCGGGAAGCCAUGGAUGAUGUCCAUGGGAGACAUGAACGGCACCCUGACCGGAACUGGAAACUUUGACAUGGUACCUGAGCAGGCAGCGGCGGCGACGGAGAUUCCGGCUUGGAUACUCAGGAGCGACUACCAGCAAACGAUCAACUCGCUGCCGAAAGGGAUAGCACCUAUCCCAGACAAAUUGAAGGAUGAGACAAACAUGAUGUUCUUCGACCACUUUGUCAAUUAUACAGCGAAGGUCAUGGCACCCUACCACAACAAAGAAGCUAAUCCAUUUAGCAAUUCUAUGCCCGCCAUUGCAUUCCAAAGCGACAUUCUACUGAGCCUGAUGUUGGCUUUUGCAGCUGUACAUCGGUCGCAAGUCUUGCGUAUGAUGGAGCCUGAGCUGCGAAUUGCCGAAUGGGCAGAGGAUAUCUUCUGCGUCCUGAGAGUAAAGCUCAGUGACCAAAGCAAGCCAGUAUCGGACGAUACUUUGCUGUCAAUGGUGCUGCUGACAUCUCUCGAAAAGUCAUCCCCAAGUACCUUUGGAGCCUGCAUACCCUGGCAAAAGCAUCUAAAUCUCACACGCAGUCUCAUGGAUAAGCGUGUUGAAAGUAUGCGCGCUCAAAACGGAAAGAAUGAGGAGCUUUCUUUCAUUUUCAGCUGGUUCUCGUAUCUUGACGCCAUGGGCCAAAUCAGCACCAGCCCGUUUACAGCGGGAAUUCCGGAGCAGACUGGUCCGUUUGACCUGUUGCAGAGGAUCAACGUCGAGGACGAAGAGGAGUUUGACUGUGUGAUGGGUUUCACGACGCGCUGCGGGCAGCUUCUCGCAGAGCUAGCUUCCCUGAUCAGGCAAUGCCCCAGUGUGGAACAGACAGAGGACACCACCAUGCAAGAGGCGGCACUGGACCUCGAGAGUAGGUUUAAGGAAAGCAUGACGAAGCCAGUCAAGGUUUGCCACCAUCUCCGGAAGAACAAGAUUGACAUGAGAAGCCUUACCGAGAUGGACGCUGCCAACCAAGCUUUCCAUUGGGCUGGCGCUGUGUAUCUACGCCGCCGCAUCCUACGCAAGGGUUCUGGAGACGAGGAGGUGCAAGAUGGGGUCCAGAGAAUAUGGGAGUGUAUUCAACAUAUACGCAGAGAAAAGGAAGCGGAUACGGCAUGCUUGUUUCCCCUCUUCAUUGCUGGCUGCGAAACAAAUGACGACGCCCAGCGCAAGCUCAUUCUCGCCCGACUCAAGAGCGCAGAGAAAAGCGGCAUGAAACAGGUCAAACGCGCCCGCAAGCUCAUGGAGUCUUCCUGGCGUGACGGCCAGCCGUGGUACAGCUUGAUUCAAGAUGAAUUUCUUGGAUAA